AUGAUCAUCAUGGCUGAUGUAAACGGUGAGGCAUGGCCACGCAGGAGCCUCCACGAGGACGAGGACGAGGACGAGGCUGAGGACCUGCAAGGUUGCGAUAUCACACAGGUCCCAAAGCGCGACGCAGCCGCAAAAAUCGUACAGCACAUACAGCUGUGUGCUGCUCACGGUGACCGUUUCGGGGGCGAGUACAUCACGUUCUCCAGCGUCUCCCCGCGCGUGUUUGAGGAUCUCCACGUCAAACUUGCCGGCCGCCACGGUCGCCUAACCUACUUCGGCGCCGACAGUGGCAUCCUCCUGGUAAAGAUGGCCGAUGCAGUCCAUGAGAUAGUCCACACAACUGCGAUUGAUGCACUGAGGGACCAGGCCGUUGUGAUGGGCCUGUCUCGCAAGGUCUUCCGCGUCGGAUCGCCCCGAUACUACUCAGCCACCGGCAAUGGCAAUGGCGCCGCCAAGGAACCCGACGACGGAUUAGCCCCAGCUGAUUAUCGCGCCCAUAGCGACAAAUUCCCCACCUUUGUUAUAGAGGCUGCCAACUCCCAAUCCCUCCGUCGUGGUGAUGUCAGGGUGGUUCUCAUCAUCAAAAUCGCCAACGAUGACCUAAGCGCCAUUGAUUUGGAGCUUUGGCAUCGUAGGUGGAAACGCCCCAAGAAGGCGAGAAUCCAGCUCAAGAAACCCACCACCGCCACGAAUCAGCCUCUCAACAUUACUAUAGAUGAGAACCCUGCUCUCUGGAGCUGGUCCGGUGUUCCGUUACGUGUCGACUUCGAGGAUGUCUUCUUGCGGCCCAAGCAAGGUCCAGAAGAGCAGGAUCUCGUGUUGACAAGUGAUACACUUGUCAGGAUGGCCACACUGGCCUGGCUCAAGCGGCGACAGAUACGUCGGGACGACCGGGUUAUGCAACGAAAGGAGGAAGAGGCACGCCGAAAGCAACAGCGCGAGAAGCUCGAGCAGAAGAAAGCCCAGGAGGACAAAGAGCGCGAGCAGCGUUUGCAACGGCGGGAGCCACAGCGGUCUCUUUUCCAGCGGACUGAGAAGAUGAGGCGGCGCAUCACCAAGGAGUACAAGGAGCACAAGGUUAAAGACCAAGGAAAGACAGCAGAGCUGCACAUUACCAAGGCGGUCGAGGAGGCAGAGCAGCGUAUUGCCGAGGAACGCCAGGCGCGCGAGGAGGCAGAGCAGCGCCAGGAGGAGGCAGAGCAGCGCCAGGCUGAGGCAGAGCAGCGCCAGGCUGAGGCAGAGCAGCGCCAGGCUGAGGCAGAGCAGCGCAUUGCCAAGGUGAUGGAAGAGGCAGAGCAGCGCAUUGCCAAGGUGAUGGAAGAGGCAGAGCAGCGCCUGGCUGAGGCGUUGGAGGAUACACAGAAACGCCAUGCCAAGGCUAUCAAAUAA
Molecule: messenger RNA, 1389 nt
Organism: Phaeoacremonium minimum UCRPA7
Lineage: Eukaryota; Fungi; Ascomycota; Sordariomycetes; Togniniales; Togniniaceae
Exons: 3
Coding region: 1-1389 (462 amino acids)
Source: RefSeq, a predicted model, not a curated record